This is a messenger RNA of Cynoglossus semilaevis (tongue sole), 2578 nucleotides long. Its product is annotated as membrane-spanning 4-domains subfamily A member 4A-like. The record is from RefSeq and is a predicted model, not a curated record. NCBI's taxonomy places the organism in Eukaryota, Metazoa, Chordata, Actinopteri, Pleuronectiformes, Cynoglossidae. Gene Ontology annotation, cellular component: membrane. The coding region runs from base 1474 to 2187 and encodes 237 amino acids. The transcript has 7 exons.
CAAGCAGCGACUAACCGAUAAGAUAAGAUAAUUGUUGAAAAGUUGUUUUUUUUUCCAAACAGUACAGAACCAGAUGAAAACGGAAAGAUCGGAUGGAAAUUUUGUAGAAAGUGUGACAUUUUUUUUUUGGAGGUUAUUUCAAAUACAAACCUAUUUUCAAAGUCACAAGAUGGAAUGGAUGCACUGAUGCAGUGGGGUCUAGAGUUGGCCCCGCCCCUCAGUGUGGGACUUCUUCUUUCUAAAAACCUCACUUAGUUUCACCCAGGCUUCUGGUUGAGGAUGAAGGACGUGAAAGCGCUGUCAAUUAUAAAUCCGUAGAGUAGAUCAUCUGAUCACAGCAUGGAAAAAUAAAAUCAGUUUUUUUUAGAUUAUACCGGUCAUGUAGUACCUGUGUUUUUGACUUCACACGCCGUUUACACACAUGUAUCCCGUCACACACCACCUCAUCGUCUCAUUGGUUCACCUCUGGGACAUUGUACAGUAGCUUAAUGAUUGCUUCUACAUAUCAAGUCACACACCUCUCGCCUUAUCUAGUGUUACGUAGGUCAAAGUUCAUUACCUUAUACAGUAGUCUUGCUCCACGGACCUGUUGUCAGGGUGAAAAACCAGGAGAAAAUAAAAUGAAAGGACUGAUGUUAAAAAAAAAAAAGCGGGUUAUGAAGGUCAAAGAGACCCUCACCUUUUAUUUUGAAACGUUCACGUUUGCAACCAGUGCUACAAAAUACUUUUAUUUCGACAGGACAAAUGUUUGUAUUUAAGAGAAAUUUAGUCAUUUUUCUAAAAAAAAAAAACAAACGAAAAAAAAACACUCUCUCUCUCACACCCAUCUUCAACAAAAUCAAAAUUAUAUUGUAGGACUUUGUGUUUUUUUAAAUGAACCUCUGAAGGUUCAAACUUCUGUAUCAAUGUGUCCAAAUAAAUAAACAAGAAACAACAGCUUUUAUGAGCAGGUAUGUUUUUGUAAGGAGUGGGGUUUUUGUUUGACGAUUCAAAUGAAUGUUUGAAUGAAACUUCAUCUAAGGUCAUUCUGUUUGUGGGGUUUUUUUUUUUUUUUUUUUUUUUUUUUUUUUUUUUAGCCUUUACCUUCCGUUAGUCUGUUGGGUAAAGUUCUUCUUGACACAGUUUUUUUUUUUUAAUUUUCAAUUAUUUAAGCUCAGAGACACUCAGAAAGAAAGUGCUGGUGCACUGAUGCCUCUGGUGGUCAGUCUGUGUAACUCUGCUAAAUCCAAACAGGGAACAGUGGCAGCGGGGGAACAACAGGUGUUGGUGUAAAGAGAAGUAAACCUGACGGUUUUGUAACCCAAGAGUUUCACGUAGGUUAUUGGGUCCUAAUGACCACAGUGUAGAACUUCCUGGUUGACUCACCAGUGUCAGCUGCUCGUCAGCAUUCGUCAUUCAUUAACCUAAUGCUCUAUUUCUCUUCUUCCAGGAAGCUGCCGUUUCAGAAGAGCAGAAGAUCACUGGAGUUGAAGCAUGUCUUCAUCUCAGACUAACAGAAUGGCAGGGGGAGUGAUCAUCACCCAGUUUCACCCCGCACCUAAUGAUCCCAUCGUUGCUGCUGGUGCUACAAUCCAACAGUAUCAGAAUAAGAUGAUCCAGAAGUUCAGCGCAGGUCGACCACAGGUGCUCGGGGUCAUUCAGAUCAUGGUGGGUCUGAUCGUUCUGCUGUUUGGAAUCGCUGCCACACCAGUGGCAGAUUCUGUUGGCGUUUUCAGUGGUAUCUUUGUCUGGGGAGCUGCCCUGUACAUCACAGCGGGAUCUCUGACUGUCGCUGCCGGGAAGCGGCUGAAUCGCUGUCUGGUCAAGGGUGCUCUGGGUGUCAGUGUUGUUGCUGCUCUCGCUGCCACCGCUGCCUUCAUUAUUCACACCAUGGACGCCGCACUUAUCUACCUGUGCUAUGGUUACCCUGGUUUUGGUCCCGUGGAGUAUUGCUACAUGUAUCAGUUGCGAAUGCAGGGUAUCUCAGGUGUGCUGGCAGUUUUCAAUCUGCUGGAGCUGAUUGUUGCCAUCACUGUAGCUGGGUAUGCCUGUAGCGCCACCUGUAACUGCAACAAUGUACCACCUGUAGUUGUGACUAUAUCUAAUGAGGUCGAGGUGAGAGGUCAAACUGCUGGACUUCAAUUUCAAAAGGAGUUCCAGAAUUGUCAGCCUGAACCUCCAUUGUACAGCACCGUGAUCAACCCCUGAAGCUCCUGACUGUCUUCGCGUCUGUCUUGGACCUGCGUCCAAUCGGACAACAGCACAAGUCUCCGUCGCCCGCAUUUCUGAUCAAAUGAUGUCUUGUGUGUUUGUCUGUAACCGGGCACAGACGUGAGACCUGAGGUAAAGAGAAGCAGGACGGAUGUGGACACAAGUUAGAAAUCUAAAGAAAAUCAAAAAAAAAAAAAAAACCCUUCACUUAUUUUAAGGAAAUUAAAAAAAUGGAAUGAUCUGUGAUCUGGAGUUGUGAGAAUCAAAGCCAAACCGUUGAAGACCGCGGGAGCUCACAACUUGCAUGACGAAAGGAUGAAAAGGUUCAUGUUUGUAAUUGCUGAUGCCGACAGUUCUUUUCUUUUUGCUGCUAAGCUAAUAAACAGUC